AUGUAUCUGAAAGGAAAAAAGAAAGAAAAAAGAAAAACCCUAGAGCUCAUCAGUUACCCCCCCGGUUCCCAUCCCCAGUCGUUGACCGUCCUCGAUAACUGGAGGCCGUUCCCCGACUCUUUCUGCAAGCCACUUGAAGGAAUUAAUGAUUCAAUCAGUAAUCUCCGGAGGGCAUUUCAUUCUAAAUGCUACGAGAAUGGUGCAAAUCGUAGGAAGGCCCAAAGAAAAAGCUCGGGUGAGAAGUUUUUGAGUUUGCUAAAUGAUGAUUUGGUGGAAAGUAUGCCCCCAACUAAUUGUAGAGGUGUAGAUGAUAAUAAAUGUCCUGCAGAAAAUACUUUUGCUUCCUCUAUUGAAACAUCUUCAAAAGUUGGCUCUUCUCCUUUUGAGUUUUAUGUCUGGUCAGAAGAGGGAAUUGAUCUAUAUGUUGAUUUGAACUCUAGCCCAUCAGAGUGGACUCAGAAAUUCAAAAAUGAAGUUCACAAAUUUGAGAAUGUGCAAAAUAACAAAUCUCGGAGUCUGCAUGAGGACCUUGGGUAUCUGAAGGAGGGGGACAAAGAAAUGAGAAGUUCUUUUUGGAAUAUACAUGCUAGAGAAAUCAGGGAUGAACCUGUUGAUACCCGAUCUUCGCCGAGUUUAAAAAUGACAAAAGAUGAUCACUCUGUACUUGAUCAACCAAAAAAAGGUGAAACAUAUUCAAUUUCCCUUGCAAUACAGCCAUGCGGCGCUUCUCCAGAUGUUUCUGAUGAAUCAAAGGUAGAUCAACAUAAUAAGUCAUCUGAUCUUGAUUCAAGUGCACAAGACCAUAUAAUAUCUGUUGCUGAGUCCUGUGCUAAAGAUGGAUGUACUAUGAAUUGUGGUGCACAAGACCAUAUAAUUUCUGUUGCUGAGUCCUGUUCUAAAGAUGGAUGUACUACGGUUCUUGGUUCAGACAUUAUUGAUGCUCAUGACAUCAAGUCUCUCCAUGAUACUGCUGUUAACUCUAUAUACAGUGAUCCAUUGAGUCCUGUUAUAUCGGAGCAUCCAAAUUCUGAUCUUAUUCAGUGUCAAAAUACCAUCUUGGAGAAUGAUUCUAGUCUUAUUAAUCUUUCUGUAGCAUGUCGUGGAUGCUCAGUCAGUAGUUCCAUGGAGUUUCAGUCAUCAGAAGUUGCAAGCUGCAACAAAGAUGCAUCAUGUUCUCGUUGUGAAAGUGGAUUUAUUGGUGGGUUUGCUACAAAAGACAAUAUAGAAACUGAAAAAGGCAGAUUGGCCAACACGAGUGAGUUGAAUCCUGAUGCUAAUGGGUGUCAUUUGCCUGUUCCUGGUGAAGAACAGGAGAAAAGCAACAUUUUGAACGAGAGAGAACAUUCAGAAUUCUCACUAUUCACCAAGUCAUUUAAGAAGACAUGCUUCAGCUCUGAUAACACGGAAACUAGGGAAGGACUUAAGAGAAAAAGAUAUGUAGAAGAUAAGAAUCAAAUGGGCAAUGCUAUAGCUAACACAAAGGUUUUAAGAAGUAUGAAGCGUCUAAAAGACCUUCCGAGACGAUCCAUGCGGCUGAUGUCCAAGGAUGCUGCAAUUCUUGGGAAAACAUUCAUCCUGAGAACUGAUUCUGAUUUCCAAGUAUGGAUUAGUCAAGUCUCACGAGGAAAGGACAAAAAUGAAACUUAGAGCAUAGUCAUUUUGGGCGUCCAAUAUGUAGACAAAUUUCGUUUCCACUGUACAACCGCAGUUACAAAGCCUGUCGUGACAAAAAGCGCAAAAGAGAAAUAAAAUGAGUAAUUCUUAUUUUGAUUUUGUUUUUAAGUAAUGUACAUUGAUUUUUGAGAUCGAAUUAGACAAAUUUUAGUUGUAGAGAGUGUCAAUAAGAUAUGAGAUUGCUGUUUGAUACAGUGAUUAGAAGAAUUACAUUACUUGGAUUAUGUUACAUUUUUAUAAUCUUAAAUCUUAUUUCGACGUU
Morus notabilis is the source of this 1936-nucleotide messenger RNA. RefSeq lists its product as uncharacterized. NCBI's taxonomy places the organism in Eukaryota, Viridiplantae, Streptophyta, Magnoliopsida, Rosales, Moraceae. The transcript is spliced from 5 exons. The record is from RefSeq and is a predicted model, not a curated record. Bases 1 to 1647 code for a protein of 548 amino acids.